AUGAUUGGCCAGCCGAAAAGUUUAUUAUCUCUUUCCAUGAGUAGCAGCAACAACUCCAAACUUUCGAAGAACCUUGUCGUCAUCUUGGCUGGUCCUACUGCUACCGGAAAGAGCGACGUUGCUGCGAGGCUAUGUGCUGAAGAAAAUGGAAUUAUUGUUUCCGCAGACAGUGUGCAAGCUUACAGAGGAGUGCAGAUCGGCGCGAACAAACCGAGCAAUCUGGAGCUUGAAAAGACUCCGCAUCUGUUGAUCGAUGUUGCCGAUUGCACACAAAACUACAACGCUGCCGAAUGGCGUGCUGACGCCAGAACCGCAAUCCAAGUCCUUUUGGACCCGAAAACCGAUGCCGACGAUACAAAUCCGAGAGCCAACGAUGUGAUCGCCAGCGUUCGAAGUGCUCGUGAUGCCAAAGGAUGCAAUCAAGAUGACGCAAUCUUGCCAAUUGUAUGUGGAGGCACCAUGAUGUACAUACAAUGGCUUGUCCACGGUGCGCCAGAUACAAUGCGUCCAAGUGCAGAAGCCUCGGAACAAGCGAAAAAAACGAUCUCUAACUUCCAGAAGAAAGAUGAUUUCCAAGCUGCAAAAGAUCAUGUUUCUUCUUUUGGACAAGUUUUCAAAGCGAGAGUCGAGGGGUUCUGUGGCGAUGAUUGGUAUAGAUUACGUCGAACUCUGGAAGUUGCGCUAACAGCCCAAACUGAAGUCGAUAAGGCGUGGAUAGUAGAGACACUAUAUACUGGAGAACGGAACGGAGGGUUAGAAUCAUUCGGUUGUGAUGUUCGGUGCUUUUUCCUUUGUCCAGACGAUCGUAUGGGUCAUACUAAGAUCAUUGACAGGCGCUGUGAAGAAAUGGUUAUCAAGGGUCUGUUGAAAGAAACGGCAGAGCUUAGUCUAACUGAACAAAUGCCGGAAAUGGCAGCAAGGGCAAUCGGAUAUCGACAAACGUUGGAUUAUCUCUCCAAAGAGUUGCGGGACAACAAAGAUUCUUCUGAUGAGUUUGAUUCGUUCAUCAACGACUUCACCACAGCUACGAGACGUUAUGCCAAAAAGCAAAUGUCUUGGUUUCGAAAAGACAAGGAUUUUAUGUUCAUUCCUGUUUCUUUGUCUACAAUAAAGGCCACAAGAGUUGAAGAAGCAGCUGCUAUGAUUCGGCAUUAUUGCCGUGUUUCUCGAGAUGAAUUUGAGAAGGAGUUGUAUUCAUCAGACAGUAGUUCGUCGAUGGCAAAGAAACGGAAUGAAGAACAAGGAAAGGGUAUGAAGCUGUACCAAUUCGAAAGGCACAUCUUAAAAGCGGGAAGUGAAGAGUAUGACGAAUGCUUGUCACAAGCCAUACAGUGUCAAAAGAGGAUGCAGAAAUCAAAGAAACCAAAGCUUGAGGCUAGCAGCUGA
Messenger RNA from Cylindrotheca closterium, 1386 nucleotides. NCBI's taxonomy places the organism in Eukaryota, Bacillariophyta, Bacillariophyceae, Bacillariales, Bacillariaceae. The record is from the annotation of a GenBank genome assembly.